This is a messenger RNA of Bradysia coprophila, 3002 nucleotides long. RefSeq names its product acyl-coenzyme A thioesterase 9, mitochondrial-like. Gene Ontology annotation, cellular component: mitochondrion. NCBI's taxonomy places the organism in Eukaryota, Metazoa, Arthropoda, Insecta, Diptera, Sciaridae. Gene Ontology annotation, molecular function: fatty acyl-CoA hydrolase activity. The record is from RefSeq and is a predicted model, not a curated record. Gene Ontology annotation, biological process: acyl-CoA metabolic process.
GGGUACAAAAGUCAAAAUCCAAAUUCCUAGCUUUUGAAGACAUUAAUCAGUUUUUGGAUUUUCAAUAAAUAAAACGGGUUUCCCCAUUCUUAAAACAAUCGUGUCGCGAAAUCAACACCAAAAAUGUCUCGACGAUUGCUUCAAUUCACUGCAAAAAAUUGCAUUUGGUCGCGUUAUUCGGCUCAGUCAACAAUUGCCAAAAAUAGAAAUAUUUUAAACUCACAAUGGGUUCGGUGUAUGAGUGAGGAUACCAAACGUACGGACGCUAUUGCUGGAACUAUCAAUGAAGUGAAAAGCCAAAUCGUCAAGAAGUUGGGAAUCGAAGUCAAUUAUAGUCCCCUAGUUCGAUCCAGGGAGCAUCUUCUUGCGUACGAACCGAAAACUGUUGCAGAUAUUCCACCCAGGUCUAUGCAAGACAGCUUCACAUCAGCCAUAAUACCGUUAAGCACCGACAAGGUCCUGCAGGAUAAAUAUGUCACAUUUUUGGGUCAUGUGCGGCUAGGCCGUUUAAUGGAAGACAUGGAUCUGUUUGCAGUGUGGGUGAUGCAUCAGCACGUCAAAAUGCCAAAUUUAGACCCAGACAUACCGUUGCCGUAUACAUUCGUUACGAUUCUUGUGGAUAAAAUAUCGUUCACGGACUUGGUCCCGAAGCCCGACUCCGAUAUACGAUUGUCAGGACACGCCAGUUGGGUGGGAAAAUCAUCGGUCGAGGUUGUUGUUUGGUUGGAACAGAAAUUCCAAGGCCAGUGGCGUAAAUUGACCCGUGCGCUGUUUUUAAUGGCAUCACGAAAUGCAACGAAUACCAAAUCGUUAACCGUUAACGAACUGAUACCAGCUACGGAGGAAGAGAAGGCGAUUUACUCUGGAGGAGAAAUACGGAAGAGGAACCGAAUCAUCAGACAAGAGCAAUCACUGUUCAAUCAAGAACCGAAUGACAACGAACAAAAACUAAUUCACGACAUGUUUGUGUCGACGAUCGACAUGAAGAAUGUGACAUUCAACAAGCGAAUUCUGCCGACGGGUGCAGUUUGGAUGGAGGAUGCUACCAUAUCGAACAUAAUAUUCUCACAUCCGGAAGAUCGCAAUGCUCACAACACGGUGUUUGGCGGAUAUCUCAUGAGAAACGCGUUAGAACUCAGUUGGGCAUUGGCCUAUCAGUUCAGCAAAUACCGACCGAAACUGGAACACAUCUCUGACAUUCGAUUCCUGAACAAAGUACAAGUCAGCUCUCUACUGAAAAUGCACGCGCAUGUAAUUUACACCGAAAAGAACUACAUGGAAAUUGUGGUCGCCGCCGAAGUAUUCGAUGCGUCCACCGGCAGUCAUUCCACCACGAACGUUUUCUAUUACACCUACUCGAAUAACGUUCCGGUACCGCAAAUUAUUCCGAAGACUUACCAUGAGGCGAUAUGGUAUCUGGAUGGACGAAGACAUUUCUAUGCUGCGAUGGGUUUGGACGACAGUCGACAGGAUCCUAAAUUUCAGGGUAUAAGACCACCGUCAGGAUCGUAAGAAUGUGUGGUGUUGUGUGCUGUGGGUCGAACAUCGGAUAUAAUUAUUCAAAAUUCGUGGUGGUUUUGCUGGUUUAAAGGAAAGGACAUCCAAUUGGGAUCUGAUGUAACAGAGUGGUUGUUUCGGGCAAUAUAGUUUUUAAGGAGCUUAAAGUAGAGUUCAGUUACAGGGCCUAUCGUUGGGAAUUUAUUUCCUUAAAAUUCGUUAAAUUCUUGAAAAUUAGGAAUUUUAAGGAGUUUUCAGGAAUUAAUCUGGUAAAAAUAGGCCCUGGUUCACUGAUGUUAUAGUAUACCGUGCCAAAUGGGAACUCAAUUUCUUGGCUUGAUAGAAAUUUCUCGAUGCAGAUUUGGACCACAAACAGUAGAGCUAUGAGUACAGAGCACACCUAAAUGUGCCCCCAUCAUAACUUGUUUCAGCUACAGUCAAACAAAUAAUUGAGAUGGCUAUGCGAUCGAGUGUUCUGAGUUCAAACAACCACUCCAUAAUCUUACAUUAGUCGAGUAAAUUAUGAAAUUUUCGAGAAAUUCUUUAAUCCGGUAUCCCUCUGUAUAUCGGGGCCUAUUUUUCAGGGAAUUAAUCUCCGGAAAAUUCCCUAAAUGUUCUGUCACGUUUUAUCAUUAGAUCAACGAGUCUCCGCUGUUUUUAUGACCAUUUAAGUUGUUUUUGAGGAAGAUCGAUUACAUUCGGAUGGUAUUUAAAGAAAGCCAGUAUGGGAGGUGCGGGAAAAGUAAGAAAAUAAGUAGUUUUGAUUGCUUUCUCGCCAAUAGCUACUGUUGUACAAACCCGAUUUUCUUAAAAUUUAGAUAAUUGAAUCUGCCUGUUUUUCAAAAGUUUAUCAAGCUCCGGAUGUUUUCGUUCACGCGAUACAUAAAAUUAAAGGAAUUGACGAUACGAAGCAAAAUAUUAAAUUUUUAUGAAGAUCGGGUUUGUUGUACAAUAGUUGCUAUUGGCGAGAAAACAAACAAAACUGCUUAUUUUCCUACUUUUCCUGUUUUUCCUGUAUUUAUAGUCAGUCUCAUUUGUAGUCAAUAAAUUUUGUCCAAAACCUUGAGCUACCAACACUUUGUUAGACCAACUGCAACGCUUGAUUUAUUUAUUUAAAUUUUUAUUUUAUUACCCUUUAACCAUUCGGUUCGUGAUUUGUUUAAUUUGUACGAAAAUAUUGCAAAAAUUGCAUAACUCACAGUCUGGUCUACCACAUUGUCUUUUACUUGUUAAAUGUUGUUUUAUUUGCAUUGUAUUUAAAUGGAUAUUAAUAUUUACCUUUUUUAUCGGAAAAAUCUUGAUCACGUGUCGAAUAGCAGGUUUAUUGAUAUUAUCUAUUAGUUUACCACUUUAAUCUUUAUGGAAGUGAUUCUAAUGUACCUUUUCGAUCAUGCUUUUAUUACUUAAAACAUUUUACUUAAUAGCUUUAUUUUAUGAUAGUUUUGUUGAAAUUUACUCUUUUUUAAAUUAUUUUUAUUCGAAAAUUGUUUUAUGGUCGUGCAAUU